CCUACUCUCAAUAUGCCGUCUGUUCUAAAGCUCGAUACUGCCGAUGACUUGGCACUCCCAACAGCUCUGGCUGAUAAGCUGGGAGAUAUAAAACCUGCUCAUCUUGAAACUUCUUCGCGUAUCUUGGGUAUCAUCCUACGAUAUAAACUUGCAGGUGACGUUUUAUUAGAUAAGAGCCACGAUGGUGUCAACUUCCUGGCUCAGAUAUACCCCAAGGUUGCGGCCAGCCAGGCCAUCCUUAUGUGUCUCCCUGCUUUCCCCUUCAAGUCACCAAACAGACACACCAAAGUCCUCGGGCAUCUUCCUGACAAGGCGGAAGAGUUUGCGCUUGCACACCUGAACGGCCUAUGCGCUGCCGUAGGCGAUAUUUACCCACCCGGUGCGAGUUUAAUGAUCGUCUCAGACGGGCUUGUCUAUAAUGACCUUCUAGGAGUUCCAGAUAAGGACGUCUGGGCAUAUGGCGAAGCUCUUCGUGCGCUGAAGGAGAGAAAGGGGUUCCGCCAUAUCGAAUUCUGUCGUCUCAAGGACAUCGUAAACGUUGACGUGCCCAAUGAGUUGGAUGAAAUUAGAUAUGUCGCGAACGCAACGAAUUUCCGGCACGCCCUACUGCAGCAAUUCAGUAGACCUGGCUAUGACGUGUCGCUCAGAAUAUCAGAGGAUGAAGACACAUGCUUGACAUAUAGGGGCUAUAUCAAGUUCCUAGAAACCGACCUUCAGAAUGUGUACCCGAUUGGUGAAGGCCGCAGCAAGUCAAAAUACAAAAGGGGCGUCGAGUACAUUGCCAAGCAGAUGCUCACGCGAGGAGAUGCCUUUGCUCGGGCCAUACGUGAGAGGUUCCCCGAUCGGCUGAGGCUUUCGAUCCAUGCCUCAACAGGAGAAAGUAAACUAUCUGUAAACCUCUUGCCAACAGAUAUCUCAUUCACAACACCGUGGCACUGCAGCAUAGCGAUCAGGCUCGACGGUACUACCAUCACAGGCCACAGAUCCGAAUUCGACGCUGACGACUCCUUCGAGCUCGUCUACGAAGACAACCGACCUAGUUACUUCCGCGAGAAGAGUGACCUGAUGUCCUGGGCCACCGACAAAGGAGGCAUUACCUGCGAACCACUAUAUCCCGCUGGAGUGUUAAUUCGACCUGCCGCGGGGCGCGGCGCCCUGUCCGUAAGGGAUGUGGAUGGUCCUAAAGUACGCGCCUUGGCGCAGCGCAACUCUCCUGUCGUGCUACGCGGCUUUUCGCAAACUAGAAGCCGGGAUCUUUUCGUGGAAAAAGCGGGAGAGCUCGGCGAGCCGACGGGGUGGAAGUUCGGCCUCGUCUUAGAAGUUAAGGACCGCGGGGCGGAUACGCGCGGCUUAAACAAUGUCCUGUCCUCCGAAUGGAUGCCUUUCCAUUACGACGGGCUGUUCAAAACGGAGAAGAGGGUGCAGGAGGAUGGUAGUGAAGUAGUAGUGUCUACGCCGCCUGGAUUCCAAUUCUUCACCGCUGUGACGGAAUCACCCAAGGAUACGGGAUUUACACUGUUCUCGUCAUCAACGCUGCUAUUCAAAUACCUUCCCCCACAGCUGCCUUUCUCCUCGCUCCGCCCCCUGACGUGGACCGUGUCAACAUCCUCCUUCGACUCCGCCGUUAUCCACGGUCUGCCUAUGGUAGUAGAUCACCCAGUCACUGGCCGUCCCUGCAUACGUUUCCACGAACCAUGGCCGCAAUCCAAAACGAAAUUUGAGGCGACGAAUGUUACGAUCGAAAACGCGUCCGCCUACGGCUUAGAUGGUUCAAUGGUUAGCGAUGCGGUCGUUAGCUUGCUACACGAUCGUCGAGUUGCGUACUACCACUCGUGGAACAAAGGCGACCUUCUAGUGAACGACAACGUCCUGACGAUGCACACGCGGAGCGACUUCACGGCAGGUUGUGAUCGGGAGCUCUGGAGGAUAAAUUUUGACUAAGGGGUAGUUAGCUCUCUUUAGAGUUUGGUCUCUUAGGUAGUCCUAGGUUUCAAUCUUUGUGUGAUAUGGUUUUAAUUCCCUUAAGCAGGUACCUUAGGUAGACACUCAGGAACUUGACACUAGUAGAGCAGGU
Daldinia caldariorum is the source of this 2074-nucleotide messenger RNA. Its product is annotated as Pyoverdine/dityrosine biosynthesis protein-domain-containing protein. Bases 13 to 1941 code for a protein of 642 amino acids. The record is from RefSeq and is a predicted model, not a curated record. The transcript is spliced from 5 exons. NCBI's taxonomy places the organism in Eukaryota, Fungi, Ascomycota, Sordariomycetes, Xylariales, Hypoxylaceae. Gene Ontology annotation, molecular function: oxidoreductase activity.